GAUCUCCCUAAUGAAUUCAUUUUAGAAAAUCGAAAAGAGCCCCAAAAAAAUCCUCAUCUCCAUUCUGAGAUUCCUCACCUCAAUCGUGUGGUCUGCAAAACUCCAUCAAGCCAAAGCUUCAAACCCAUCAACAUCCAUACAAAUAAAUCUUCUUCCAUUUCAUUCUUCUGAUUCAUCUUUUCCGUGAUCUCUUCUUCCCCUAAUCUCACCUUAAUCAUGUCCGCCGCCGCCGCCUGUGUUCUUUGGGGAAACGCCUGCAAUCUUCUCUCGUCGGAAACCGCCGCCCCCGGAGGCGGGAGGCGGUCGUUCUCCCCCAUUCGUCAAGCAGAGAGAAGGUUCUCAGUCAACUGGUUCAAUGAUAGAAGAAGACGGAGAAGAUGGUCAGAGAUCAGAUCUGGUUCUUCCAAUUCAGGUCGCGAUUCGGAGGAAUCCGGAUCUGAGAAGACGAAUGCCGUCGGGACGUUACCGGGCCUGAAUCGCAGAUGGACCGGGUACGUUGAGAAGGACACCGCCGGCCAGAAGAACAUAUACUCCGUCGAGCCGGAUGUCUACGUGGCGGAGAGCGCAAUCAGUUCCGGAUCCGCCGGCGACUCUGAGGAGGGAGUCGAGAACACGAUGGCCAUCGUCGCCGGAAUCGCUCUCAUCUCGAUCGCGGCUGCGUCGUCCAUUCUACUCCACGUCGGAAAGAACAAACCUCCGGUUGUGGAGUAUUCCGGCCCCUCGCUUAGCUACUACAUAAAUAAAUUCAAGUCAGGCGAAAACGUUCGGCCUGCCCCGGCGCCGGCAGGGGAGAGUGCUGAACCGGCUUUGCCAAGGGAAGAAAGCUUCUCCCCGUCGCCGGAAGUUUUUCCGGUGGAGAUCCCAGCGGAUCAGCUGCCGGAGAGUAGUCUCACAUCAAGUUGAAAUUUGAAAAAUCAAUGGAUAUACUCAGGAGCAAAUUAACAUUGUUUGUGUAUUUCAGUGAUAACAUUUGUGUGUCAAAAACAAAUCUACUCUACUUUGGAUUUAUAUUUGUAAUCCUUCUCAAAAAAUUUUUACUCCGUUUAUUAGUAAAAAAAAUCGUUCAUCUCAUUAGGAUAGCAAAACUUUGGUCUAGCAAGGUCAUAUUUUCUUCACUAAUUUUAUUGGUACUGAUCUAAUUAGAAUAAAUUUUGGUCUGAUUU
Molecule: messenger RNA, 1163 nt
Organism: Cuscuta campestris
Lineage: Eukaryota; Viridiplantae; Streptophyta; Magnoliopsida; Solanales; Convolvulaceae
Source: the annotation of a GenBank genome assembly